Esox lucius (northern pike) is the source of this 2827-nucleotide messenger RNA. It is a transcript of the gene usp30, whose product is annotated as ubiquitin specific peptidase 30. The transcript has 13 exons. Lineage: Eukaryota; Metazoa; Chordata; Actinopteri; Esociformes; Esocidae. Gene Ontology annotation, molecular function: cysteine-type endopeptidase activity; cysteine-type deubiquitinase activity. The record is from RefSeq and is a predicted model, not a curated record. Gene Ontology annotation, cellular component: cytosol; nucleus. Bases 220 to 1734 code for a protein of 504 amino acids. Gene Ontology annotation, biological process: protein deubiquitination.
CCCAAUCUCGUUAGCCCUUAGUGCUGAGCUCUGCCCACCCGACUCCACUAGCCUCCCAUUGGAAAUUACAGCUUGUGAGCAGUCUUGGUUUAGUUAUGAACAAUCGUUUCUACCGGUUUCUACAAAUGUUUUCCAAAUGACUUCCUGUACAGCUAGGUGUAUGGUCCGUCAAAAACAUUGAAAGACUCCCGACUUUUGUUCCACGACAUUUGGUCCGUCAUGCCGUGGUGCAGACCAGUAACAUCUGAAAAGCUUAUUCGGGGGUUCCUGUACUCUGGAUCCAUAGUCAGGAACAAAAUGAUGAAAAACUGGGGAAUAAUCGGUGGAAUAGCGGCUGCAAUGGCUGCUGGAGUAUAUGUUCUAUGGGGUCCAAUUACAGAUCGUAAGAAAAAUAAAAAAGGCAUGGUACCAGGCCUGCUGAAUCUGGGAAACACCUGCUUCAUGAAUUCUCUGCUCCAGGGUCUGGCGGCCUGCCCUUCCUUCAUCAAGUGGCUGGAGGAGUUCACUAACCACAGAGGUCUGUCUGAGGGCAAAUCUGAGAAGGACCUGAAGCUUUCCAAAACUCUCCUGCAGCUUCUCAAAGCACUGUCUAACGAGGACCCUGGUGAGGAUGAUGUGCUGGAUGCAGGGUGUCUGCUGGAAGUCCUAAGACUCUACAGGUGGCACAUCAGUUCCUUUGAGGAGCAGGAUGCCCAUGAGCUCUUCCAUGUCCUCACCUCCUCUUUGGAAGAGGAGCGAGACCAACAGCCCAAAGUCACCCAUCUCUUUGACAUUCAGUCACUUGAGAGUCUUCCAGAUAUAGAUGAGAAGAUGUUGAGCUGUAGAAGUCGAGGCCCUCUUCAUCCUAUACGAAGUCCUUGGAAGUUUCCACAUCCUUUCCACGGCCGCCUAACAAGCUACAUGGCAUGCAAGCGUUGCGAACAACAGAGUCCUGUGCGAUAUGAUUCUUUCGACAGCCUCUCCUUAUCCAUCCCUUCAUCGCAAUGGGGCCGACCUGUUUCUCUGGAUCAGUGUCUCCAGCAUUUCAUCUCUUCAGAGACCAUAAAAGAGGUGGAGUGUGACAACUGCACCAAGCUUCAACAAGGAGCCUUAGUGAAUGGGCGGGUCCUGGAAAGCCAGAGGACAACCUUCAUCAAACAGCUUAAACUGGGAAAGCUCCCCCAGUGUCUUUGCAUCCACCUGCAGAGACUGACGUGGUCCAACGAGGGCACGCCCAUAAAGAGACAAGAACAUGUCCAGAUCUCAGAGUACCUGUCUAUGGACCGCUACAAACACCGUGCUGCCAUUCAGAGGCUUCAACGCAUCAGCUGUACACCCAAAACCACCAAAGCAGAGGACUCUGGAGAAAAUGUGGCCAAGACCACUCCCAAUGGGAAAGAUGUAGAACACCAUAACAACAACAAACCUUUGUCCAAUGGAACCUGUUCGUCACUCUUUCUCCACUCUCCUGGACUCAGCCCACAACUCAACCUCACAUAUGAGUACAGCUCCUCGGAGUACCUCUUCCAACUGAUGGCUGUGUUGGUUCACCAUGGUGAUAUGCACUCAGGACACUUUGUUACAUACCGCCGCUGCCCACCUUUGUCCUGCAGCCCCCCUCCAUUCAGCUCCCAGUGGCUGUGGGUUUCUGAUGACUCUGUACGCAAGGCCAGCCUGCAGGAGGCGCUCUCCUCCAAUGCUUACCUACUCUUCUAUGAACGAGUCAGACCACUUUGUAGAGCACCGGAGCACUGACCCGGACCAGAUACUUUGGGCCUGUGCCUAAUUGGAUCAGUGCAGAAUGGACAGCACAAUGAAAAUGGUUGGUUUACCGGUCUAUCAAAUCUUUUUUUUAAUUGAAAACAUCACAAUAAUUUCUGAAUAGGGAUUUGUUAUCACUGCUGUCUGUUAACGUACAACCCCUCGUUGAGAGAGCAGUGUCACAGAUACUGAUGAAAAUGAACCUGUCGGAGUGGCUGUGGUCAACACAGUCAUUUAUAUCAGAAAAACGUUUUCCUUUAAAGUGUAGUUCUCAGCCCCAAUGAUGUACCUUUAGGAUUGUGCUUCAACAGAACUGAAGAUGAUGCUGCUAUACUAUGACCUUGUACAUUAAAAUGAUGAUUGUCUCCCUGGUUAAUGGAUUUAGGAGACUGAUUUGGGAGACACUGCCUUUUAGAGCCCAGAUAUUGCCUACAUGUAGGAAGCAUUGGACUGGUAUUUCAGAAUGACUGCUAAUUCAUAGUCGUAUCUCUUAUCUCAAAAGACUUGAAUUAUUUCAACCAAGACUUUUUAAGGCGUUAUUGAUCAAGUUGUUACUAGAUUAUGAAUGUCAGUGGAGGACCUUUAUAUGUAAUCACUGUCUUCAGGCAUUUCUAGGUUGGAAAUAAUAAUUGUCAAUAUAAUGUCAAAUGUCUAUUUAAAAAGAGGUCUCAAUUCACAUUGUAUACAAGCUUCUGUAUCUUAUUUUUUCUACUUGUGUAACAGAUUUAGUUAACUAUCAUAUGGUGGUGGUUGAUAGGCUGGUGGUUAGGGCAUUGGGACAGUAACUAAAAAAAGUUGCUGGUUAAAAUCCGAGACAGCAAGGAAUUUAAACUUAAUUGCUCUUAUAUGUUGCUCUGGAUAAGAGUGUUUACUAAAGGACUAACAUGUCAAUGUGCAGGUGGUUUGGAUUGUAGUCUAGACACAUUUCUUAAGACCAGGUAAUGUUGUGCACAAUAAUUUCUGCAAUUGAUUACACGCAUUUUUGAGCUACAUGUGUAUUUUUUAAUUUUUUUUCCUAGAAGAUAAUAUUAAAGCAACAUGAUGGCAUGUUUUGUAGAGCAAUGAAAUGAAAAUAAUUUACUACAAA